AUGAGCCUCCCUCUCUCGGGGCUGCUCUGUCUCCUGCUACUCUGGCUGCCCUCAGGGAACGCUAUGUUUGGGAAUGAUGGAGUAGAAAUUCAUACUUGCACCGCACUCCAGGGCAGGUGUUUCUUCGGCUGUAAACCAGGGUGGACCUGGAUUGCUUUCUGUCACAAUAUACUGUCUUGUUGUAAGAAAAUGGAAAGCCUUGUACCCCCCCAAGCCAGAGAUUUUUGA
This is a messenger RNA of Lepus europaeus (European hare), 228 nucleotides long. RefSeq names its product defensin beta 136 (gene DEFB136). The coding region runs from base 1 to 228 and encodes 75 amino acids. The record is from RefSeq and is a predicted model, not a curated record. The transcript is spliced from 2 exons. Gene Ontology annotation, biological process: defense response to bacterium. NCBI's taxonomy places the organism in Eukaryota, Metazoa, Chordata, Mammalia, Lagomorpha, Leporidae.